Molecule: messenger RNA, 771 nt
Organism: Strongylus vulgaris
Lineage: Eukaryota; Metazoa; Nematoda; Chromadorea; Rhabditida; Strongylidae
Source: the annotation of a GenBank genome assembly
AUGUGUGAGAAGACCGAAUGUGUUCUUUAUCGAAUGCGUUUAAAACGUGCGAAGGGAGUACAAUGGACUGAAGUCCACGUGCUCAACAUGAUUCCUCAGCUAUCAGAUGUCAUUCUAAGAGAGAUUAAGCAAAUUAUUGCCAUUCAUCGCCUUCUGCACGAGAAUGGAGGAAGCCCUGCACAUGAUCGCAGCGAUAUCCGAUACUUUGAUGGUUUUUAUAAAAGUAUAGAAAGUGCUGAGGACUUCAGAAGAGGACGCAUGAAGAUUCUACUGUCACUAUCAAUCGACGGAUUUGUUCCAAAACGAAUCUCGAGGCGUGAGAUGUGGCUUCUUUAUCUGCGCGUUGAUGACUUGCCAAAAGAAGAAGCCGACAAAUACUUGAAUUCUAUACUCUGUGGCAUCAUCUACUCUUUGAAAAAGCCUUCAGCAAGGAUGUUGGAAACACUAUUCGCUAGACUGGAGUCCGAACUGAAUGCCUUGAAAACGGAGCCUAUUGAGAUUGAGAUAGAUGGAUAUUGCUGGUCCAUAGAAGUUAAUGUAAACAGAGGAAUUGCUGAUAUGUCAUUCCGUACAUUUGAGGCUCAAAAUGCGCUUUUUGGCAUCCCCCGCUGGAAUUCUGCACAAGGAUGUUCAAAAUGUUUGAUUAUGGGCCAACGCAUAGGUGGGCAUCGAUAUCGAAUACACUACAUGGAGUCUGUUGAAUCUCUUUUGGCAUAUUUCUCCUGUAGGAUGACGAGAGCCGAUUGGGCUCCUGCUGUGAAAGUGACCUGA